AUGUCUUUAAUCUCCGCCGCACCAUCCUGCCGUGCGGUUACCAGGUCCCCCAACCUCGUCUCCCAGAGACCCUUAGCUUCCUUCUGCCCCCCCACCGGGUUUGUGCCGUUCAACAGCAGCUUACGGUUGAAGACCACCCUCUCCUGUGCCACCUCCUCUCUGCUACUGGACUUCCCAGUGUCUGCAAUCGAAGAGUUCAUGAAGUUCGCUCCUCCCCUUCCCCCUAGGUCGCUCCUCCCCUUCUCCCCAGGUUGCACUUCCCCUUUCCCCCACAUCUCACUUCCCCUUCCCCCCAGGUCGCUCCUCCCCUUCCCCCUAGGUCGCUCCUCCCCUUCUCCCCAGGUCGCACUUCCCCUUUCCCCCACAUCUCACUUCCCCUUUCCCCCACAUCUCACUUCCCCUUCCCCCCAGGUCGCUCCUCCCCUUCCCCCUAGGUCGCUCCUUCCCUUCUCCCCAGGUCGCACUUCCCCUUUCCCCCACAUCUCACUUCCCCUUCCCCCCAGGUCGCUCCUCCCCUUCCCCCUAGGUCGCUCCUCCCCUUCUCCCCAGGUCGCACUUCCCCUUUCCCCCACAUCUCACUUCCCCUUUCCCCCACAUCUCACUUCCCCUUUCCCCCACAUCUCACUUCCCCUUCCCCCUAGGUCGCUCCUCCCCUUCCCCUCCAAUCCCUUCUAUUCCUUUCACUUCCCUUCCCUCCCCUUCCCUUCCCUUCCCUUUUUGACGUCCUCCCUUCACUUCCCUUCCCCUCUCCUCCCUUCCCUUUCCUUCCAUUUCCUUCCCUUCCUUUUUCCACCCUGCACUUUUACCUUCCUACCCCUCCUAUUCCCCACGGUCUUUCAGAACUCGGCCAAUCUCGAAGGUCCACGUGGCGAGAAACCGUUGCAACCGUCCGAGUCUCUUGAUGCACAGGUUAACGGCCACGUGGCUGACUCAGACCCCAAUUGUCUCCUGAACUCCCUGCAUUCAUAUCUUCUACCUUUCGUGUCUGCCCUGGUGCUCGCCUCCCUGGGUUCAUAUCUUCUGCCUUUCGUGUCUGCCCUGGUGCUCGCCUCCCUGGGUUCAUAUCUUCUGCCGUCCAUCCCGUCCUCUACCCUUUGCCAGAUCUACCUGCCCCAGUUCUCACCUCCAUGCGUCUGCAUGCUGAUUCCGCUCUCUCUGUUCACUUCCUCGCUUGCCUCUCAUCCCAAGCCUCUCAUCCCAAGCCUCUCAUUCGAAGCCUCUCAUCCCAUGCCUCUCAUCCCAAGCCUCUCAUCCCAAGCCUCUCAUCCCAAGCCUCUGAUUCGAAGCCUCUCAUCCCAUGCCUCUCAUCUCAAGCCUCUCAUCCCAAGCCUCUCAUCCCAAGCCUCUCAUCCCAUGCCUCUCAUCCCAUGCCUCUCAUCCCAUGCCUCUCAUCCCAAGCCUCUCAUCCCAAGCCUCUCAUCCCAAGCCUCUGAUUCGAAGCCUCUCAUCCCAUGCCUCUCAUCUCAAGCCUCUCAUCCCAAGCCUCUCAUCCCAUGCCUCUCAUCCCAUGCCUCUCAUCCCAUGCCUCUCAUCCCAUGCCUCUCAUCCCAUGCCUCUCAUCCCAAGCCUCUCAUCCCAUGCCUCUCAUCCCAAGCCUCUCAUCCCAUGCCUCUCAUCCCAAGCCUCUCAUCUCAAGCCUCUCAUCCCAAGCCUCUCAUCCCAAGCCUCUCAUCCCAUGCCUCUCAUCCCAAGCCUCUCAUUCGAAGCCUCUCAUCCCAAGCCUCUCAUCCCAUGCCUCUCAUCCCAAGCCUCUCAUCCCAUGCCUCUCAUCCCAUGCCUCUCAUCCCAAGCCUCUCAUCCCAAGCCUCUCAUCCCAAGCCUCUGAUUCGAAGCCUCUCAUCCCAUGCCUCUCAUCUCAAGCCUCUCAUCCCAAGCCUCUCAUCCCAAGCCUCUCAUCCCAUGCCUCUCAUCCCAUGCCUCUCAUCCCAUGCCUCUCAUCCCAUGCCUCUCAUCCCAAGCCUCUCAUCCCAAGCCUCUCAUCCCAAGCCUCUCAUCUCAAGCCUCUCAUCCCAAGCCUCUCAUCCCAAGCCUCUCAUCCCAUGCCUCUCAUCCCAUGCCUCUCAUCCCAUGCCUCUCAUCCCAAGCCUCUCAUCCCAUGCCUCUCAUCCCAUGCCUCUCAUCCCAAGCCUCUCAUCCCAAGCCUCUCAUUCGAAGCCUCUCAUCCCAAGCCUCUCAUCCCAUGCCUCUCAUCCCAUGCCUCUCAUCCCAAGCCUCUCAUCCCAUGCCUCUCAUCCCAUGCCUCUCAUCCCAAGCCUCUCAUCCCAAGCCUCUCAUCCCAAGCCUCUGAUUCGAAGCCUCUCAUCCCAUGCCUCUCAUCUCAAGCCUCUCAUCCCAAGCCUCUCAUCCCAAGCCUCUCAUCCCAUGCCUCUCAUCCCAUGCCUCUCAUCCCAUGCCUCUCAUCCCAUGCCUCUCAUCCCAAGCCUCUCAUCCCAAGCCUCUCAUCCCAAGCCUCUCAUCUCAAGCCUCUCAUCCCAAGCCUCUCAUCCCAAGCCUCUCAUCCCAUGCCUCUCAUCCCAUGCCUCUCAUCCCAUGCCUCUCAUCCCAAGCCUCUCAUCCCAUGCCUCUCAUCCCAUGCCUCUCAUCCCAUGCCUCUCAUCCCAAGCCUCUCAUCCCAAGCCUCUCAUUCGAAGCCUCUCAUCCCAUGCCUCUCAUCCCAAGCCUCUCAUCCCAAGCCUCUCAUCCCAAGCCUCUGAUUCGAAGCCUCUCAUCCCAUGCCUCUCAUCUCAAGCCUCUCAUCCCAAGCCUCUCAUCCCAAGCCUCUCAUCCCAUGCCUCUCAUCCCAUGCCUCUCAUCCCAUGCCUCUCAUCCCAAGCCUCUCAUCCCAAGCCUCUCAUCCCAAGCCUCUGA
This is a messenger RNA of Closterium sp. Naga37s-1, 2847 nucleotides long. The record is from the annotation of a GenBank genome assembly. Lineage: Eukaryota; Viridiplantae; Streptophyta; Zygnematophyceae; Desmidiales; Closteriaceae.